Molecule: messenger RNA, 4394 nt
Organism: Ctenopharyngodon idella (grass carp)
Lineage: Eukaryota; Metazoa; Chordata; Actinopteri; Cypriniformes; Xenocyprididae
Exons: 2
Coding region: 1533-2816 (427 amino acids)
Source: RefSeq, a predicted model, not a curated record
UUGUUGCUUUAAUUUGUUGCUUUUAUAUGCUCACUGAGGCUGCAUUUAUUUGAAAAAUACAGUGAAAACAGCAGUACUGUGAAAUAUAAUUUCAAUUUAUAGUGACCGUUUUCUAUUUCAAUACAUUUUAAAAUGUAUUUUAUUCCUGUGAUGUGUUACUCCAGUCUUCAGUGUAUCAUCAAUGUGAGAAACAGUUGAUUAAUAUUAUGGGGAAACCAUAUAUUUUUUCUUUUUUUUUUUUCUUUUUUUUUUGACUGAAUGAAUGAAUAAAAAGUUCAAAAGAACAGCAUUUCUUACAAUUUUAAGUUGAAAACAAAUUCGCUUUCAUGUGCUCUUUAAUUCCUUGAUUGUAUAAUUGCAAAAAAAAGACCACUGCAGAUGUACUUUACAUAUUAAGUAGUAUUGUGAGAUUGUGUAAGCUGAAGAGAGCCAUCAAAUCAUGUAAAAGAUUAAUCAAACCUUUGCUUUUGGGCCACAACAUAAAAAGUAAAUCUCCUGCAAAAAAAAAAAAAAGACCUGUGCUUUGUGCUUCAAGUAUGUGUGUCUGAGCAGAAAAUUGUAUACCAAAUAUUUGUGCACUUUCAUGUAAAUAAUGUGUAUAACGUCCCUGUCCAAUCUGUCCACCAGAAACCUCCACUGUAAUUAAAGUCUUUUAUUAUAGAAAAUUAGAGUGUGUGAUCUUUAUAUAGCAGCUAAUUAACAGGGAACCAGUCCUCACUAAUGAGACCCCAGGAAAGUAAGCACCCAACAGAAUUUAAAAAAUCACCAAGUUACACUGAAUAUAUAGGAAAUGCAUAGGGUCAAGCUGAGGUCAAUAAGGGUGAUAGUGUGAUUGUUACUCCAAAACUUCAGACCAAAAUUUGAUUGGCAUGAUUACAUGAAAACAUACAGCUAGAAUAUGGUAUUGUUAAGAUUUGGUUGUGUUGGACCAAGAAAUGUCAUCAAAAUGUGACUGUCCCAAUGUUGUUAUUAACUAAAACUAAAACUAUUAGAAAAUUGCUUUCAGUUUAUUGUAAUUAAUUGUUUAAAUUAGAUAAAUCUAAAACAAAAUUUAAAUAUUAGAUGAAAAACAAAAAAAAAAAAAAAAAAAAAGAAAAAAGAAAAAGAAACUAAAAUAAUAAUGUCUGUGUAAUGAUGGGUCGAAUGCGUGAGGAUCCAUUUGCAGCUUGUUUAUUAAAAGUACUUACAGAGUAGACAGGGCAAAGGCAGAGACACAAACAGGGACAGGCAAUGGUCGAGGCAGGCAGCAGACAAACUGUAUCGGGUCACAGGCGGAGAUCAGGGCAGGCAGCAAACAAUCACAGUCCAGUACACAGGCAAGGUUCAGGGCAGGCAGCAGAGAAUCACAACGAAUAAACAAUCCAACGGUAACAGGGUAAACAGUCCACAAGAAAACGCUCAGAGUUGAUCACCGGGGCAAAUCAAGACUUCGCAAAGGGUGUGUGUGUGUGUGUGUCUUAAAUAGUCCAGGUAAUGAUCUGCAGGUGUGUGUGGCAAUUGGUGAUUGGUGCAUGUGAUUGGAAGGGAGGAUUAUGGGAAGUGGAGUCCAGGAACUGACAGGAACAGACAGUGAUCGUGACAUAACGCCCCCCUUCCGGAAGGCGCGUCCUCGCGGCGUAAAUGGCACAGAUAGGGAGGGGGGGUGGGUACAUUGGAGACCUGCUGGCAGACGGGAACGGGGUCUCCAAUGCAGGUCCAGGAACUCGGGCAGCCACGGCGGGUCAGGUGCCACGGGCAGCCACGGCGGGUCAGGUGCCACGGGCAGCCACGGCGGGUCAGGUGCCACGGGCAGCCACGGCGGGUCAGGUGCCACGGGCAGCCACGGCGGGUCAGGUGCCACGGGCAGCCACGGCGGGUCAGGUGCCACGGGCAGCCACGGCGGGUCAGGUGGCUUGGGCGCCCACGGCAGGUCAGGGUCCGUAGCCGGCCACAGCAGUUCACAGGCGGUUGAAGACCGUGGGCGUGUAAGGUCCCCACCCGCAAGCUCAAGCAAUUCGGAGGCCGCUGAUGAUCGCGGCCGUGCAGGGUCCCCACCCACAAGCUCCCCACCCUCAGGUAUAUGGCCCCCCCCCAAAAAGUUCUUGGGGAAUUCAACGGAGGCCGUGGCGGUUUCGUGGGUAAGGAGCUCGGGUGGCGCCGGCAGGGCGAGGAGCUCGGGUGGCGCCGGCAGGGCGAGGAGCUCGGGUGGCGCCGGCAGGGCGAGGAGCUCGGGUGGCGCCGGCAGGGCGAGGAGCUCGGGUGGCGCCGGCAGGGCGAGGAGCUCGGGUGGCGCCGGCAGGGCGAGGAGCUCGGGUGGCGCCGGCAGGGCGAGGAGCUCGGCGACGGCCUCCGUGGCCGUAUCAGGAAGAGCGGGCUGCUCUGGGACGGCAGCGGACUGCUCUGGGACGGCAGCGGACUGCUCUGGGACGGCAGCGGACUGCUCUGGGACGGCAGCGGACUGCUCUGGGACGGCAGCGGACUGCUCUGGGACGGCCUCCGGGCUUACAACGGGCUCUGGGACGGCCUCCGGGCCUACAGCGGGCUCUGGGAAGGCCUCCGGGCCUACAGCGGGCUCUGGGAAGGCCUCCGGGCCUACAGCGGGCUCUGGGAAGGCCUCCGGGCCUACAGCGGGCUCUGGGAAGGCCUCCGGGCCUACAGCGGGCUCUGGGAAGGCCUCCGGGCCUACAGCGGGCUCUGGGAAGGCCUCCGGGCCUACAGCGGGCUCUGGGAAGGCCUCCGGGCCUACAGCGGGCUCUGGGAAGGCCUCCGGGCCUACAGCGGGCUCUGGGAAGGCCUCCGGGCCUACAGCGGGCUCUGGGAAGGCCUCCGGGCCUUGAGGGAUGGAGGAAGCCUUCUUCCUCCUCCUCCUCCUCCUCCGUUUACAUGGUUGAGGCGGUGGCUCUAUGCCUACCUCCUCUGAGGGCGCUGCAGCGGGCUCACGGGUUGGAGCGGACUCGCGGACUGGAGCUGGUUCUGGAGUGGACUCACUGGCUGGAACGACCCCUAUGUUCCCAGACACUGGCGGGGCGGCCAUCUUGCCCGUGGGCACUGGCAAAGCGGCCAUCUUGUCCAUAGCAUCCAGAGAAUUUGAGUGCGUGGCAACCGGCGAGCUUGAGUGCGUGGCAACCGGCGAGCUUGAGUGCGUGGCAACCGGCGAGCUUGAGUGCGUGGCAACCGGCGAGCUUGAGUGCGUGGCAACCGGCGAGCUUGAGUGCGUGGCAACCGGCGAGCUUGAGUGCGUGGCAACCGGCGAGCUUGAGUGCGUGGCAACCGGCGAGCUUGAGUGCGUGGCAACCGGCGAGCUUGAGUGCGUGGCAACCGGCGAGCUUGAGUGCGUGGCAACCGGCGAGCUUGAGUGCGUGGCAACCGGCGAGCUUGAGUGCGUGGCAACCGGCGAGCUUGAGUGUGAAGCGGCCGGCGGAGGCUUAGGAAUGCCAGCCGCUCGUACUGAAGUCAGCGCUGGAUCAGCCACACUGGAACGCAACCCACUCCGCUCCCAAACAGAUCCAGAGACGUGAUGUAAUUCUAGAGGAUCAACGGAGACUUGACUUGGCUCUGGAAGAUCAGCGGAGACAUGAUGUGAUGAUGUUGUGGCCGCCAUUUUGUGCAGGCUCUCUUUAGAGGCAGCCAUUACAUGGGGGGACGAGGUGUCGCGUUCCUCCGCGACACCCACAGUAAAAAGUGAACCAACAGUAAGCAGGGCAAAGUCCAGAAAUUCCACAAACGACCCUCGGGGACCAUUAAUAAGUAAGUAGUCCUUCAAUGGUUCGUUUAAUCCAUAGCCAAAGAAGUCAAUGAGGGCACAGUCAGGCAGGUCAGAGAAAUAGGCAAUGUCUAAAAACUUCUGAAUGUGGUCCUCGAGUGUACAAUUACCUUGCCGAAGGCGGACGAGACGUAUUGCUGGGUCCAUGCUAAGGCUGGAAGCGCUCGUAGAAGCUGCUGGAUCGUUUGAUGGCGAAGUCUUCUGUAAUGAUGGGUCGAAUGCGUGAGGAUCCAUUUGCAGCUUGUUUAUUAAAAGUACUUACAGAGUAGACAGGGCAAAGGCAGAGACACAAACAGGGACAGGCAAUGGUCGAGGCAGGCAGCAGACAAACUGUAUCGGGUCACAGGCGGAGAUCAGGGCAGGCAGCAAACAAUCACAGUCCAGUACACAGGCAAGGUUCAGGGCAGGCAGCAGAGAAUCACAACGAAUAAACAAUCCAACGGUAACAGGGUAAACAGUCCACAAGAAAACGCUCAGAGUUGAUCACCGGGGCAAAUCAAGACUUCGCAAAGGGUGUGUGUGUGUGUGUGUCUUAAAUAGUCCAGGUAAUGAUCUGCAGGUGUGUGUGGCAAUUGGUGAUUGGUGCAUGUGAUUGGAAGGGAGGAUUAUGGGAAGUGGAGUCCAGGAACUGACAGGAACAGACAGUGAUCGU